AUGGAGUAAUCAGAAAAUUUAUUCUAGUCAGAGAGAAUAUCAGGAUUGGAGAAAAUUUCCUCAACUUAGAUUCCCGAGAAGAGCUCAGACUUUUUCUCAAACUUGAAUCUAUCUAUACAAUAAUUUUUCUCCAAAAAAGAGACUAAUACUGACUCAAUUCUGAAAUCGUCGACUCUUAUCUAGGAUUUCAAUUCUAAAUUGAAAAAUUUUAAUAGCAUUUUAUCUCCUGAUUCAAGCACGAAAAAUUUCAAGCCUCAAUAAAGAGGUGUCAGCAAGCUUAUUCUUAACUAGGAUAAUACAUUUAUAGGAGUGAUAUGGGAUAAUCAACUAGGUUUCUCAAUAUUUGAGACAACUAACUAUAAGCUAGCAUAUUAUCAAGAGUCAUAGUAUGAGAUUACUCAUCUAUCUCUACUCUAUCGAACACUACAAUAUGGAUUUAUUACUUCUUAAAGACCCAAUCAAGUGGAAUUUUAUGAUAAGGGCAAGAAGAUGUACUCAUAAAUGUUUAGUACUCAAAUAAAGGAUGUAUAAAUAGUAAAUAGGCAUUAUCAGGCUUUUGCUUUGAAAAAUUAGAUGUACAUAUAUAAAGGAAGAGAUCUGUUUGACUGUAUUAAGACUGCAGACAAUGAUAAAGGACUAUUUAGCUUUGCGACCUUUAAAGCUGACGAUCUAAGACUUAUUUUAGCAACCAUAUCAGAAAAGUCUUAGUGUUCACUGUAAAUAAAAGAUUUUGCAUUCCAGCGAGAAUUUAUGAUAGACAACGUGUUUGGUGAGAAAGAAGACGCUUAGUAAAACCUGAUUGGAGACAUCCUUUUGGAUGAUUUUGGGGAGAGAUUAUUUGUAGUGAAUUACUAAGGCAUUCUGUUAAAACUAUACUCUAUUUUUGAAUUGCGUACCAAUCAAACUACACAGCCUAUAUAGCAAUUCCGGAGAGGUUAUAAUGCUUGUCUGCAAUUUGGAAAGCUACAAAUUCUUAGGAUAUAAUUGAGCAAAAGUGAGCCAGAUGUUGAAGUAGGGGUAAUUGGUGGAGAAAGUGGCACCAUACAUUUUUUUAGAUUUAAGCCACUGCAAACUGAAAUUUAAGAUAUUGAUACAAUUGGCUAGGAAGAGGAGUCAAAAUUUUCAGAAUUUUUUAGGAAGAUGAAAGAUAAGUGCUUACCAUCUUUAUUAACUUUUGAAUCUAGCUAGCUUAAAAUAAGACUAGAUCCUGAUAUCAUAAUAAACAAACCAUAUUUAUUAUUUCCUACACAAGACUCAACUCUCAUUAGUAAAUAGAAAUUAGAAUUCUAAAAGGAUUCGUAAAAUGAGGAGGGUGUUUUAAGAAUGAAGUUUAAAAUUAAAAAUUUUACAGAACGAGGAACAUUUGAAAGCAACAGAGAAUCCUCAUUUGGACUGCUAAACUAGUCACUAUAAAUCAGUCCAAAAGAUGAUGUUUUUGAUAUGUAUGAUUCAAUUGAUAGUCCAAUUCACAUAAAACGGCCUUAGCCAGAAUCAUGA
Messenger RNA from Stylonychia lemnae, 1497 nucleotides. The record is from the annotation of a GenBank genome assembly. NCBI's taxonomy places the organism in Eukaryota, Ciliophora, Spirotrichea, Sporadotrichida, Oxytrichidae.